AGUUCUACCAUCUUAUUAUUCAUGAUUUGAAAUUAGAUAUUAUUAUUAUUCUUCUUCUUCUUCUUUACUCAUAGCGAUCAAGAAGAAGCCUAGGAUAAGUGGGAGACAUGAAGUCGGCUGUGCUGCUGAGCUGGCUUUUCUGGGGUAGCAUGUCGGCGGGGUGCGGGCACGGCGGGAGGGAAUGGACAAAAGAGGAGCUGGCUGAGCUGGAGGCGGAAUGGGGCACCGAUUGGUCGUUUAGUGGGUUUGGGUCGUUUGCGCACUUGGACUAUGUCAAGUGUUUGACAAACCCUGCCGAGAAGUUUGAUAUCGCCAUUGUUGGAGCUCCGUUUGACACAGCUGUGAGUUACCGGCCAGGUGCUCGCUUUGGCCCGAGAGCUAUUCGCCAUGCCUCUGCCCGGCAGACGGCUUACCGCGGGUUCAACCCUCGAGCCGGCAUCAACCCGUACCAGAACUGGGCCAGGAUUGUCGAUUGCGGCGACAUUCCUAUUACUCCUUUUGACAAUGGCAUUGCUAGAGAGCAGAUGACGCAGGCGUUCAGGGAGCUUGGCAAGAGAGGGACUGUUUCAACGCUGAGCUCGAAGCCCAAGAUUGUGACAUUGGGUGGCGAUCAUAGCCUUUCGCUGCCUGCGCUGAGGGCGUUGAAGGAGAUAUAUGGGAGACCUGUUCGGGUGCUUCACUUUGAUGCACAUCUCGACACUUGGAAUCCAGCUGGAUAUCCCUCCCACUGGGGCUCGACUCACUUCAACCACGGCUCCAUGUUCUGGAUGGCCAGCCAAGAAGGUCUUCUUUCCAACGCCACCGACUCGCCGUCUGUCCAUGCCGGCCUGCGCACGCGCCUCAGCGGCGUCACGGCCUUUGACCACGAAGACGACGAGGCGCAAAACUGGAUCCGCUUCUCGGCGGACGACAUUGAUGACAUUGGCACGGCGGGCAUCGUCGAGGGCAUCAUGAGGGUGCUGGGCACGGAGGAGCCGGUGUAUCUGUCGCUGGACAUUGACGUGCUGGACCCGGCGUUUGCGCCCGGGACGGGGACGCCGGAGCCGGGCGGGUGGACGACGAGGGAGCUGAUUCGGAUCUUGAGGGGGGUGGAAGGGCUGAAUGUCGUGGGGGCGGAUGUGGUGGAGGUUGCGCCGGCGUAUCAGGGACGGGGGGAGGAGACGGCUUUGGCGGCGGCGCAGGCGGUUUAUGAGAUUGUGAGCUCGAUUGUGAAGAGAGGGAUGGGAGGGGAGAAGGAGGCUGGGGGGAAGGAUGAGCUGUGAUGUGAGUUGUGAAGUGACAAGUUGUGGCUGUUUUUGAUGUUCUAGGGGGAAGAUGAGGUGGGUUAGGUUGACGAAAUAUUUAUGACUGGAUGAAGUAAUGGUUUCUUGUGCUUUGCUUGUUGAAAAUGGAAAAGGUUUCAAUGGAUUGGGUUGUAGAAGAUGAAAGUGGUAUAUAUAUGUAUAUGGGUGAAUCGAUGUUGUGUCUGGAGGAGGAGCAAGUUGACAUGGGAGGUUUUGAUACAGCGAACUAAGACUUUGAGUCCGUUUUCUGCUCUCCAGAUUUGCUAUAUUACAUUCAUUUCUUAACC
This is a messenger RNA of Trichoderma asperellum CBS 433.97, 1570 nucleotides long. RefSeq lists its product as uncharacterized. NCBI's taxonomy places the organism in Eukaryota, Fungi, Ascomycota, Sordariomycetes, Hypocreales, Hypocreaceae. Gene Ontology annotation, molecular function: agmatinase activity; metal ion binding. The record is from RefSeq and is a predicted model, not a curated record.